CAUAUACAGAAACCCUAAGGAUGUUAUGGGCUCAUAUUUUCAUUUUUUAAACACAUAUCCAAUAUUUAAAGCUGCAGACACCAUUGAUGCAUUUAUGAAACAAUUUUUGGAUAGGAAACGUAACUGAUAUUAAAACCCAAAUAUGUUUGCUGUGCUGUGUGAUAGGAAACCUUUGGUUUGACCAUAUCAGAGAUUGGUAUGAACACAGAAACAACUUCAAUAUUCAGUCCAUGAAGUACAAAGAGAUGAAGAAGAAUCUCAGAAGUUCUGUGUUACAACUCUCCAAAUUUCUGGGUGAAGACCUGAGUGAGGAGACCUUGAAUGCUGUGGUGAGACAGGCCACAUUUGAGAGCAUGAAGGAUGACCCACUAGCAAAUUAUGAAAAUGCUCUCUACUGGAAUGUUGGGCCCAAACUAAGAGAAGAUCAUUUCAUUCGCAAAGGUACCAUUGGAGACUGGAAAAAUCACAUGACCAUCGAGCAGAAUGAAAGAUUUGACAAGAUUUUCCAAAAGCAGAUGAAAGACUUUCCAUUGCAGUUCAUCUGGGAUGUAAAUGAAACACAGAAUUAAGCUCAGAACACAGAAUCUUCAGAAAUCACCUUCAGCAGGAAAUACAUUAAAUCUUACACUUCAAUCUUUGAUCCUCUGAUCUAUGU
Microcebus murinus (gray mouse lemur) is the source of this 655-nucleotide messenger RNA. Lineage: Eukaryota; Metazoa; Chordata; Mammalia; Primates; Cheirogaleidae. The record is from RefSeq and is a predicted model, not a curated record.